This is a messenger RNA of Ictalurus furcatus (blue catfish), 4325 nucleotides long. It is a transcript of the gene dnajc11b, whose product is annotated as dnaJ homolog subfamily C member 11. Bases 88 to 1770 code for a protein of 560 amino acids. The record is from RefSeq and is a predicted model, not a curated record. The transcript is spliced from 16 exons. Gene Ontology annotation, biological process: cristae formation. NCBI's taxonomy places the organism in Eukaryota, Metazoa, Chordata, Actinopteri, Siluriformes, Ictaluridae.
GGAUUCUGGUUGCAUCCUGAGCUCCGGAGCGCGCGGCGGCGCCAGACCUCUGUCCCGUGAGUGGGCGGAGCUUCCUGCAGCAGAAACAUGGCGGCUACUAUGGAAAAUGAAUCAGACAUAGGGAGCGACGAUUAUUAUUCCCUGUUGAACGUGAGGAGAGAGGCUACUCAGGACGAGCUGAAGUCCUCGUACCGGCGGCUGUGCAUGCUGUACCACCCGGACAAGCACAGAGAUCCUGAACUCAAGAAGAAGGCGGAGCAACUGUUCAAUCUCGUUCAUCGGGCCUACGAAGUUCUUAGUGACCCCCAGGCUCGAGCCGUAUACAACAUUUUUGGGACGAAAGGCCUGGAAGUAGAAGGAUGGGAGGUGGCGGAGAGGAAGAAGACGCCUGCGGAGAUCAGGGAGGAGUACGAGCGCCUGCAGAGGGAGAGGGACGAGAGGAGGCUACAGCAGAGGACCAACCCCAAGGGCACCAUCAGCGUAGGAAUAGACGCCACAGACCUGUUCGAUUGUUACGAAGAAGAUUUUGAGGAAACGCCAGGAGGAGGGUUCCCUCACAUCGAGAUCAACAGGAUGCACAUAUCACAAUCCGUCGAAGCCCCCUUGACAACGACGGAUACGGCCGUCCUUUCAGGCUCUCUGACCACGCACAACGGGAACGGUGGAGGUAACAUCAACCUGUGUCUGAGACGAGUCACAUCGACACACGGCUGGGGAGAGCUAGAGUUCGGGGCCGGAGACAUCAGAGGGCCUCUUUUUGGACUGAAAGUGUUUCGGAACGUCACCGCACGAUGCUUUGUGACCGCACAGUGCAGUACGCAGUUCUCCUCUCGUGGCGUCCGGCCAAGCGCCAGCACCAUGAUGGCGCGCCACCUGGACCAGAACACCAUGGGCUACCUGCAGUGGCGCUGGGGCAGCGAGUCGGCCAUGACCACCAGCAUUGUCCGAGACACCAAGACCAGCCACUUCACCCUGGCCUUCCAGCUUGGCAUGCCUCAUUCUUACCUGAUGAUGAGCUAUCAGUACAAAUUCCAAGAUGAAGACCAAACCAAGGUCAAGGGUUCUGUCAAGACCGGCUUCUUUGGGACAGUGGUGGAAUACAGCGCCGAGAGGAAGAUCAGCAGACACAGCGUUCUCUCAGCGACAGUCAGCAUUGGGGUACCUCAAGGAGUCUCUCUGAAAAUCAGGUUAAACCGAGCCAGUCAGACGUACCUUGUCCCCAUCCACCUGACGGACCAAAUCUUGCCCAGUGCUGUCUUUUAUGCCACCUUCGGCCCUCUGGUUGUCUACUUAGCGGUCCAGAAGCUUAUAAUCACGCCUUAUGUACACGCCCAAAAGGAACAGGAGCUGGAAAAGCACAGAGUGAACUCGGCAACAGAUAUAGCCAAGAAGAGGCAGGAAGCCGAAUCCGCCGUGGUACUGAUGCAGGAGUCGGUGCGAAGAAUCAUCAAAGCAGAGGAGUCCAAAAUGGGCCUCAUUGUCUUGAACGCCUGGUACGGCAAGUUUGUGAUGGACACCAGCCAGAAACAGGAGCGAGCGAAGGUCAUCGACGUGACGGUGCCUCUGCAGUGCCUGGUCAAAGAUUCCAAACUCAUCCUCACCGAGGCGUCGAAGGCGGGAUUGCCCGGCUUCUACGAUCCGUGCGUGGGAGAAGAGAAGAGCCUGAAGGUGCUGUACCAGUUCAGAGGAGUCCUGCACCAAGUGCUGUCUGGAGACACUGAAGCUCUUCGGAUACCCAAGCAAUCACACAGGAUAGAAGCCGAGACAUAGGAGUCCGCCCGACACGUGUGCAACAGACGGACGAUGGACAUCCACUAACGGGAGAUCCAAAGGGCUGUCUGAUUUAUUUAUUCCCCCUCCCCCGGGUGAAUUUGUGCGUGUAAACCCCGCCACCUUUUCAUUAUCCUGUAUAUCGGAAUCAUAUCCAUGAUGAAGAUGUUUUAGAAAAGAAUUCCGGGCACAGUUAUGAGGUAGAGCUCUAACGUAGGAUUCGUAAAACCGAAUCCGGAACGUGGAACCUGUUUUAACACUUCCUGACCUUGACAUAAAAAAAAAACGAAGAAAAAAAAAAAAAAACAGGAAGUCAGGGAGGAAGCUUGUCAGUGUGCUUGUGGGAUUUAGCCAGUAGCACUUGAGCUACUCCCUUCCUCCUCCUGAAUUAGCAAAUCACAGUUGAGCGUGUAAAGAGUACUUGUUUUUGAAUCUUGUAGAAGUUUUUCGACCUGGGAUUGUGUCUCGUUUUGGUUGUAUUUUUGUUUUUCGUUUAUGGAGAUGGGAUGUGCGCACACUAGAGAGCGUUUGAUUGGACGAACAAGCACGAUGAGCCAUCAAAAGCUUUUCCCCUUUUUCCUCAGAAAUAAUCGACUAAAAUUCAAAAUAAGAGUAUCUACAAAAUGCAACAAGCUCUAAAACACAACAUUUUAUUUUCACUAUGAUUUGAUUUCGUGGUAAAUCUUUCUCAUAACGUUCCUGAGAUACAAAAUAGAAUAACAAGAGAAUUACCUGUGAUCUCUCUGGGUGGGAGGGGCAUACUCUCUCUCCUGUCAAUCAAAGCAGCACUAGCCAAUCAUAGGUGUCUGUGAGCUCAUGUAUGUGGAAGAGGGUGGACGGCGCUGUUCCCUCAGAGUGUUUUUCGCUACACUGUGACGAGAUGCACACGUCUGGCUUCAUGUGUCUCGAAGGAAGCCUUUAUCUGCCCCGGCUGUAGCUGUCGUAUGAUGGGGCAGAUCUGGCGGGCAGGUGGGCGGGGUUUUGGCGAGCAACCAAAUUGCAGAGAAAAAGUAAAAAACGAUGAAAGUUGUCUUUGCAACUUCACGACUGUUACGCGAUGAUAUAACACACUUACACGUGUUACACAGUAUAGCGCGAGAGAAUUAAAUCGGAUUACGUUAGAUUAGAUCAGACUUGAGUCGUUUCUUAGAAAUUUCUUGCCAGUAGUUGCUCUGUAACAGUUCACAGAAACAGAAGUAUCAAAAAUGCCCAUGGAACGGCACGUGUAUGUUCACCUGUAGUGCUAUCUGCCCUCUUCCACAUAAAUGAGCGACAUGUUUAGAUGGAUAUCGGGGUGUAUGUGGGAAAAUAUCGUGUGAACAACCUAACAAAACAAAAAAUUCUGAUUUGGGCAGUAAAUACACUGAAUUGAACACUUGGGCACUUUAGGUUAUGUAAAAAUGAGUUUUUACAUUUUAAAAGAAAAUUAUUUUAAGCGAAUAUAUUAUUUAUUUCUCCUUUUUCUGCUGUAAAGCAUCGAUUCCAAAGAGCACGUUAUAGAGAAGGUAUAUUAUUAUUAUUCUACAUGUCAUAAUUAUCCGUAGUUUCUUAUCGCCCUAACUUGAAACUAAAUGUUAUUUUGCACAAACGGAGCGAGAGAAAAUGGAUUUCUAUCCCUUAUUGGUUUGUACGGCGUUUACUGACACACUUGCGAACCAGAAAAGCGAUAUUUCCCUCAAACGCCAUGUUAUUCAUUGAACUCUAUAUGUACAUAGUAUUGCAUAUGUUCCUGUGUAUCAUUCAUAAACCCUUGUCAUAGUUAUUAUAAAAUGAUUUUCUUUUUAACCUUAUCCUUUUUUUUUUUGCGAGUUCGUUUUCUAUUGUCAUCACUUGAAUACUGUAUUUAUUAUUUUUAUGUCAUGAAUGCAUGUAGUUACGAUUAUGGUACUUGAAUAUAACCGGAAUAUAACUUUGUGACGUGUGAAACUAAACUGGGCCGAGUGUACACAAAUGUCACUAAUUCUUCAUUCUUUUUUCUUAUUUAUUUUUUUGUUUUACAAAAACAGAUCCGUCCUUUCAAACUUUCAAAUCCCAAAAUUUAAACAAAUAAAUCAGUUAAAGCACUGUCUGAGAAUAAAGAAUCAAGUUACUGACAACGUAUAAAUAAAUAUACGAAAGAAUCGUUGAUCCGUCUACACAAGUUGUUUGAAGGAGUCGACUCUGAUUCGACUCUGACUUAAGUGAGCCGACUCGCAUAACCGGUGGUUUUGUUCAUUAUUGUUAAUUUUCCGCUUUUAUUUUUGUAUAUGUGGGCAAUGCAUUUUACUCUCACAGAGUGACUUUAAUCAAAAUGCUUCUUCCAUUUUAUCAUCUGAACUGUCUGUUUGUGUGAAUCAUUUAUCCAGCUUCAGUUAAGCGCUUUAUCGCGGUCAAGGUCGGAGUUUUCAAAUCAUAUUUUAACACAAGUCCUCUGCUGUCAAAACGUGCUCUCUCAAACGUGCUCUCCAAUGCUGUCCGAUAUGACAAAAAUACCAUACCACCAUACGUGAUGUUUUUACGAUACACGAUAUGCAUCACGAUAUGCAAUAACUUUUGCUAAGAACUUACCACAAAAC